Molecule: messenger RNA, 8737 nt
Organism: Gorilla gorilla gorilla (western lowland gorilla)
Lineage: Eukaryota; Metazoa; Chordata; Mammalia; Primates; Hominidae
Gene: IL17RD
Product: interleukin 17 receptor D
Exons: 13
Coding region: 99-2315 (738 amino acids)
Molecular function (GO): interleukin-17 receptor activity
Source: RefSeq, a predicted model, not a curated record
GUCCCCUUCGCGGCCGCCGCGGCCACCGCCCACUCGGGGCUGGCCAGCGGCGGGCGGCCGGGGCGCAGAGAACGGCCUGGCUGGGCGAGCGCACGGCCAUGGCCCCGUGGCUGCAGCUCUGCUCCGUCUUCUUUACGGUCAACGCCUGCCUCAACGGCUCGCAGCUGGCUGUGGCCGCUGGCGGGUCCGGCCGCGCGCGGGGCGCCGACACCUGUGGCUGGAGGGGAGUGGGGCCGGCCAGCAGAAACAGUGGGCUGUACAACAUCACCUUCAAAUAUGACAAUUGUACCACCUACUUGAAUCCAGUGGGGAAGCACGUGAUUGCUGACGCCCAGAAUAUCACCAUCAGCCAGUAUGCUUGCCAUGACCAAGUGGCAGUCACCAUUCUUUGGUCCCCAGGGGCCCUCGGCAUCGAAUUCCUGAAAGGAUUUCGGGUAAUACUGGAGGAGCUAAAGUCGGAGGGAAGACAGUGCCAACAACUGAUUCUAAAGGAUCCGAAGCAGCUCAACAGUAGCUUCAAAAGAACUGGAAUGGAAUCUCAACCUUUCCUGAAUAUGAAAUUUGAAACGGAUUAUUUCAUAAAGGUUGUCCCUUUUCCUUCCAUUAAAAACGAAAGCAAUUACCACCCUUUCUUCUUUAGAACCCGAGCCUGUGAUCUGUUGUUACAGCCGGACAACCUAGCUUGUAAACCCUUCUGGAAGCCUCGGAACCUGAACAUCAGCCAGCAUGGCUCGGACAUGCAGGUGUCCUUCGACCACGCACCACACAACUUCGGCUUCCGUUUCUUCUAUCUUCACUACAAGCUCAAGCACGAAGGACCUUUCAAGCGAAAGACCUGUAAGCAGGAGCAAACUACAGAGACGACCAGCUGCCUCCUUCAAAAUGUUUCUCCAGGGGAUUAUAUAAUUGAGCUGGUGGAUGACACUAACACAACAAGAAAAGUGAUGCAUUAUGCCUUAAAGCCAGUGCACUCCCCGUGGGCCGGGCCCAUCAGAGCCGUGGCCAUCACAGUGCCACUGGUGGUCAUAUCGGCAUUCGCGACGCUCUUCACUGUGAUGUGCCGCAAGAAGCAACAAGAAAAUAUAUAUUCACAUUUAGAUGAAGAGAGCUCUGAGUCUUCCACAUACACUGCAGCACUCCCGAGAGAGAGGCUCCGGCCGCGGCCGAAGGUCUUUCUCUGCUAUUCCAGUAAAGAUGGCCAGAAUCACAUGAAUGUCGUCCAGUGUUUCGCCUACUUCCUCCAGGACUUCUGUGGCUGUGAGGUGGCUCUGGACCUGUGGGAAGACUUCAGCCUCUGUAGAGAAGGGCAGAGAGAAUGGGUCAUCCAGAAGAUCCACGAGUCCCAGUUCAUCAUUGUGGUUUGUUCCAAAGGUAUGAAGUACUUUGUGGACAAGAACUACAAACACAAAGGAGGUGGCCGAGGCUCGGGGAAAGGAGAGCUCUUCCUGGUGGCGGUGUCAGCCAUUGCCGAAAAGCUCCACCAGGCCAAGCAGAGUUCGUCCGCUGCGCUCAGCAAGUUUAUCGCCGUCUACUUUGAUUAUUCCUGCGAGGGAGACGUCCCCGGUAUCCUAGACCUGAGUACCAAGUACAAACUCAUGGACAAUCUUCCCCAGCUCUGUUCCCACCUGCACUCCCGAGACCACGGCCUCCAGGAGCCGGGGCAGCACACGCGACAGGGCAGCAGAAGGAACUACUUCCGGAGCAAGUCAGGCCGGUCCCUAUACGUCGCCAUUUGCAACAUGCACCAGUUUAUUGACGAGGAGCCCGACUGGUUCGAAAAGCAGUUCGUUCCCUUCCAUCCUCCUCCACUGCGCUACCGGGAGCCAGUCUUGGAGAAAUUUGAUUCGGGCUUGGUUUUAAAUGAUGUCAUGUGCAAACCAGGGCCUGAGAGUGACUUCUGCCUAAAGGUAGAGGCGGCCGUUCUUGGGGCCACCGGACCAGCCGACUCCCAGCACGAGAGUCAGCACGGGGGCCUGGACCAAGACGCGGAGGCCCGGCCUGCCCUUGACGGUAGCGCCGCCCUGCAACCCCUGCUGCACACGGUGAAAGCCGGCAGCCCCUCGGACAUGCCGCGGGACUCAGGCAUCUAUGACUCGUCUGUGCCCUCAUCCGAGCUGUCUCUGCCACUGAUGGAAGGACUCUCGACGGACCAGACAGAAACGUCUUCCCUGACGGAGAGCGUGUCCUCCUCUUCAGGCCUGGGUGAGGAGGAACCUCCUGCCCUUCCUUCCAAGCUCCUCUCUUCUGGGUCAUGCAAAGCAGAUCUUGGUUGCCGCAGCUACACUGAUGAACUCCACGCGGUCGCCCCUUUGUAACAAAACGAAAGAGUCUAAGCAUUGCCACUUUAGCUGCUGCCUCCCUCUGAUUCCCCAGCUCAUCUCCCUGGUUGCAUGGCCCACUUGGAGCUGAGGUCUCAUACAAGGAUAUUUGGAGUGAAAUGCUGGCCAGUACUUGUUCUCCCUUGCCCCAGCCCUUUACCGGAUAUCUUGACAAACUCUCCAAUUUUCUAAAAUGAUAUGGAGCUCUGAAAGGCAUGUCAAUAAGGUCUGACAACAGCUUGCCAAAUUUGGUUAGUCCUUGGAUCAGAGCCUGUUGUGGGAGGUAGGGAGGAAAUAUGUAAAGAAAAACAGGAAGAUACCUGCACUAAUCAUUCAGACUUCAUUGAGCUCUGCAAACUUUGCCUGUUUGCUGUUGGCUACCUUGAUUUGAAAUGCUUUGUGAAAAAAGGCACUUUUAACAUCAUAGCCACAGAAAUCAAGUGCCAGUCUAUCUGGAAUCCAUGUUGUAUUGCAGAUAAUGUUCUCAUUUAUUUUUGAUGUAGAAUUUACAUUGCCAUGGGUGUUAAAUAAGCUUUGAGUCAAAAGUCAAGAAAGUGACUGAAUAUACAGUCACCUUUUAUGAAGUGAGUCUCUGUGUUACUGGGUAGCAUGACUGAUUGAGGUGAAGCUCACAGGGCCAGGCUGACCGUCUUGACCGUUCCACUUGAGAUAGGUUGGUCAUCGUGCAGAAGGCCCCAGGACCUCAGCACACACAGCCUCCUCUUGGUCUGAGUAGGCAUCAUGUAGGGGCCAGAUCUGCCUGCUAUUUCCAUGGGUUACCUUUACUGUGCUGUAUCUCAGAUGUUGGUGUCUGGAAGUUUAUUCUUAAGAGACUGCUACCCAGCUGGUCUGUAUUAUUGGAAGUUGCAGUUCGUGCUUUGGUUGGCCUUCUGGUCUAAAGCUGUGUCCUGAAUAUUAGGGAUCAGAAUUCACUGAAAUACAGCAGUGUGUGGAGGUGAUGGCCAGUUAAUCUGCUGAACUGGUUUUGACUAAUGACAAACCUCUUUUUAAGAUGGUAGAAUGGAGGUGAUAGUCACAAAAGUAAAUGUUCCAUUUUUAUGAAUGACUUUCUACAGAGUUUCUAUUUCUAAAGAAAAAACACUUGUUCACAUCCCAUCUGAUGAUUAGCAUGUGUGUAAUGAAUGCUGUCUUGGUCUCCCCUGUGGAAACCCUUCUCCCUGUGCCUUAGAGCAGGUGUGUACAUCUCUCACUACCUUUCUCAUGGGUGCUGUUAGAUUUUGGCACCCCGUUUUCUCAGCAUUCAGCCCAGGGAAUGUGGUUUUCACUCCUUCGUCAGAUAAGACCAACAUGAAGGGGUAUGUUGAGAAACAUCCUGAGGCAAGGUGGGAGGUGGGAUGGGGCAGGACUUUCCCUUCCAAGCACAUGCAUGGCAGGUGGGGAAAGGGGGGCUUGCACCCCUGCUGGAAAGAAAAGGUUUGUAUAUAUUUCUGAUGCAAAUGUCAUACUCACUGCUCUGUAAAGGCAGCUGGCAGCUUUUUGGGAAAAGAACAUGCUCGUCUGUUCUCUGGCAUCGAGUUUCUUGCAGCUGCUCUGAGCGAGAGACAGUGACCUGCAAGACUGCCUCCCCAUAAAAACAGGCAACUCAGAGAAGAGUCAUUUCAUGUUGUUCCUAUGGAAUCUGGAAUGAGUGCAGAGCUCCUACCCACAAAUGACUGCCCCGCCAUUUCAUCCUAGGCAUUCUGUGAAGGAGAUUGGUUAGUCCAAACUUGCUAACAUACGAAAAUUCACUUGGAACAUGAUGAGAGAUUUCUUAUUGAGGCCAAGAGAUGUUUCCUGUCCCAGAGGAACCAUUAGGAGUCGCUUUUAGGGUAUUCAGCUUUGUUCACGAAAUAAGGCAUCUCUGAGAAAGUGGCCCCAGGGAGAGAAUGGAGGACUGGGAGGAGAAGCAUUAACUGAGCUCCAAGAGUGUGUGGGCAGAGAGCUUGCUAUGUGAACUCACUCCUUAAGAAAAUGGAAGAGGAAAAGAGAGUGCUAGUUAAAAAAUUGGGAUGUUUUAGUUUGGAUUUAGGGUUUUGAUACUUAUGUUGAAAUACUAAUGUUUCUGAUCAACAAAAUCAAACUCUUAAUAUACCGAGUAAUGAAACCACAGUGUGAUUGCCUCAGAAUAAAUUGAGAAGUCCAACUUCCUAGUUUUGUUUAAUUAGUUUCACUUUUUCUACUCUCCCCAGUAUGCUAGAAAUGGGAAUCGUUGCCCUGCAGAUUACGGCAAAACAUCUGUUUUAAGCAAAGCUGCAUUUUUUGACUCAGAAAUUGUCCCAGACGAUGGAUAUAAGAUGAAAUUCAGAAAAACGUUCUGCCAAGUCACAGGCUUUUAGAUAUUGUGGAAACAAGAAAUGGAAAACAGGAUGAUCUCCAUGAGAGGCCUUGAUCCUGAGAGUAAAAGGCUUGUGUAGAUAGGUUAGACAAUGUCCUCUAGAAAAGAGACCAGGGAUAAGUCCAGGUUUCCAGGAAAACCAAGAAGCCUGCGGGUAGCUGAAGGUAGAGUGCUAGUUGUUCAUCUUAACUUACCAAUGAGCUACAGAAAGGACUUAGCAUCUGAUGUCAUCAGCUUUGCCAGGAGAGUGAUCAAGGAGGUUAAAGCUCAGGUAAAGGUGUGCCUUCUCAGAGAUUGGCUACAAGCAACAGAGACCACCUCAACAGAGACCACCUCAACAGACUCAGCCCAGCCAUACAAGGUGCCGAAGCUCCUCCAGAGGGCUGUCUUGGGCCUUUGAGGCAGUUGAUCUCCAGAAAGAAUCAGAAGUCUUUCCAGUCCAGGCCCAGGUAUUCAGAUGGUGACCCAGCCAGAUAAUAGUAUCUUGAGCAAAUAAUAGUAUCUUGAGUGCAAAUAAGCAGGAAGACUGUCCUUCAAAAAAUGUGGGGUUACAUGAUUUUCAGAGCCUUUUUUUCAGAGUUGAGCAUCUUUUCUUUUAAAAGAAAUAAGGGGCAAGAGAACCAAUUUUAUUCCUUGAGGAAAAAUGACACACCCUUCUCCCAAAAGAAAGAAAACUCUCUGGCCCCCCAACUUCAACACUAAUUUGGCUCCCUGAAGAAGAGAGAAAAUAUUAUUUCUGUCUUUAUUGAAGAGAAAUGGGCAAUGCCAAUGUGAAGGUUACUAGUCUUUUUUAUUUUCUAUUGGUGAAGACUACUACUGCUCUUAUUUAGCAGAUCUUAUACCUUCAGUGGUCACCAGUAUAGCAGGUGAGGUAUAAGGAAAACAGCGGUGUGAUGAUAAAUGGUAAUUAAUAUACUUUGUCUGUGUCAACAAUAGGGAAUGGUGGGGACUGUGGCAAACUGAAGCGCCCCUGUUCCACCCACAGGGGGUAAUUUUCCAGUCGACUGUGGCCAUGAAGUAUUUCCUGAUCUUCCCAUUUUUCAAGAAAAGCUGACAAUCUGGAUUUUUAUAUGAAAAAUUCUGAUUUUAAAAAACAUUGGCAACUAAGUUAAAAUUCAAGUGAAUUUAGACCCAGCAGAAGACAUGGAUGGACCUGAUUUGGUCCACUGACUACCAGUUUGUUAACCUAUGCUUUAUAAGAUUUGAAGGAAAGGCAUUCAUGGUAAUUACAGAUGGUGCCACCAGAAAAUGCUCUUGCUAAAUGCAGCCAGUAGUUAGAUUGCUUCCUUCUCCAGUCUCCCCUGCAAAGAAAUUUGACGUGAUUCUGAAUGCAUUGGACAUGUCUUGAUUGCGUCUUUACAUUUCAUAGUGUCUUAAAAGAAAGGCAAGCCAGUUGUUAAUUUCAGAAUCAGAUUUAUGCUCUCUCAAUUUAAAAAAUGCUGGGAACAAUUUCUUUCUUUUUUUUUUUUUUUUUGAGAUGGAGUCUUGCUCUGUUGCCCAGGCUGGAGUGCAGUGGCGUGAUCUCGGCUCACUGCAAGCUCCACCUCCCGGGUUCACACCAUUCUCCUGCCUCAGCCUCCUGAGUAGCUGGGACUACAGGCGCCCACCACCACGCCUGGCUAAUUUUUUUGUAUUUUUAGUAGAGACGGGGUUUCACUGUGUUAGCCAGGAUGAUCUCGAUCUCCUGACCUCGUGAUCCGCUUGCCUCAGCCUCCCAAAGUCCUGGGAUUACAGGCGUGAACCACUGCGCCCGGCCUAACAAUUUCAUUUAAACUCCACAACCUAAAGGGCUUUGUUUAUAGUUUUAGCUCUUGGCAUAAUAAUUUUUUUCAGAUGGUGUGCAAUUCUGAGCAUAGGCCAAGACAUGAUUAGGAAAGCAGGCAUUUGUACAGAGUAAGGCAAGGAACCUCCUAGCGUCCAUUAGAGCCAGGUAUUUGCAUUAUCUUCUGUUUUAAGUGGUCUGUGAAUUGACUGUGUUUUGGAGGUGUGAAACAGUAUACAGAGAAAAGCUUUUCCUGAUACUGAGAUAUCAGUUAGGAGUCCAAAUGGGGUGUUGGGUCAUCCUUGCCAUAUCACCUCCUUUCCAGGCCCAGGGUGAAAAUAGACAAAAGGAAAUCUGACUGCAAGCCAGUGGCUUUGAUUCUAGUUUCAGAGUUUAGGGACUAGGAGAGAGUUUAGAUUAUCUAGCAUAUUCUCCCCCUGGUGUCAGACAGGGCUGUGCCUGAAUUAUUCCAGACAUAUGGCUGUAGAUGGUAUUCUUUAUUUUACAAGAAGGAGAUUCUGUAACCUACCCUGCUGAUCAGAUAGUUCUUUGUAUGUCUUAGAGAAAUUCAAGCCGGCUUCCUUUUGUUCGGCUUGUAGUGGAGAAAGAACAGCUGGUCACCUUCCAUGUAUUCGAAAACCACAGUGAAGUCAUCCCCCUGGUGUUUUUAUUUCAGUGAUAAAUAAUUCCACCCACUUAAACCAUUCUUCAUGGCUCUUGUUUUCCAGGGGCCUAAUAAUUUUCACUGCUGUAAUGUUUCUCAGCUUCACACUUAGUUUAGUUGCCCAAACAAUGUUGGUGCCUUACUCACAUUGGUGCCUGGUGAAGACCAGGAUCAGGAUGGGGAUUAUGGGGAAAUUCUUGCACACCCAGCUCCUCUUACCACUUAAAAAUAUAAUGGCACUUUUACAAAAUGAUAUGUCACCUAUAUUCAUUGAGAAUUAUUUGACUACCACAUUUUCCCCCUGAUGAUAGUCAUCUAUCAUAACUUGUGUUUGUUUUCCUCCUGAGAUCAAACACUUGGUGCUUAUUCCUGAUGUAUACUCUGAGACCAGCUCUUACCUUCUGAGUGGCAGCUACCCCUCCCUCCCAAUUUUAGAUCCUAUUUUUACACAUCUCUAUAGAUAUCACCUUUAUUUCAUGACUCACAAUAUUAAAUGGUACAGACUUCGGUUUAACCACUGGUGUGGUAACAGCAGUAGUUGCUAAGUACCACCUUCCCAUUGCUGUUUGAGGGCUAAUUUGCAAAGACAUUUGAAUCUCCCAGUGAAGAUGUCUGGGGAAUUUUGGCCAGUUGUCUUCCCUCUUGCCCUUUUGUUCUUUAAAAUUCAGCUUGGACCACAGACACCUCCAGGAUCUUGUUUAUGUUCUGCUCUCAAUUGACGAAGCACUGCGUUUUGCACAAUCAGAAGUCUCACAAAAGCAAACAGUUAUGACUGCAUAUCUGAUGUUUAUAUCCUAUAAAAUUUCAGGAAGAUUCAGAGGCAAUCUUCUAUUUGUACAUGAUGUAGACAAAAUUAGCUGCUCCAAUUGUUAGACAAAAAAUUGCCAUUGGAUUACACUAAUGUGCUCAUCUGUUGUUUUAAAAGUUUGGUAUCAGGCGGGGCACGGUGGCUCACGCCUGUAAUCCCAGCAUUUUGGGAGGCCAAGGUGGGCGGAUCACCUGAGGUCCAGAGUUCAAGACCAGCCUGACCAACAUGGUGAAACCCUGUCUCUACUAAAAAUACAAAAUUAAUCAGGCGUGGUUGUGUGUGCCUGUAAUCCCAGCUACUCGAGAGGCUGAGGCAGGAGAAUCGCUUAAAUCUGGGAGGCAGAGGUUGCAGUGAGCUGAGAUCACGCCAUUGCACUCUAGCCUGGGCAACAAGAGCGAAACUCCGUCUCAACAACAACAACAAAAAGUUUGGUAUGUUUCUCUCAAGAAAAAAGCAUGGUGAGUCCAGACAGCAGCAAAAGCUUUUGUGAAAACCAAUUGUGUUCAUCUAGAUAGUAAGUAACUCCUAUUUUUACUGUUAAUUUUUUAAAAGAGAAUUUUUCCCUGUGGAAACUCCCUGUUAUUACGUCCUAGGGGAGAAAGCCUGUGGAAUAUGGUGGUUAUUGAUGGCGUUGCCUUUGUUUCAUCUUUGAGUUUGCCCUUUGUGGGAUCUAGUGGGAUAAUGAGCACUGACAGAACUCUUAACAGUGUGCUGUAUUUUUGACAUUGAAAAUGUUAAUGACUUGAUUUGUACAUAACUCUGUAAAUAGGUGAAAGUAGAUCACAGCUGACAUUUACAAAAUGUUUUUGUACCUUAGAAUUUCUGCAUUAAAUAAAAUGUUUUGUUUUAA